AUGUCAGACAACCCCCAAUUCGACUGGUAUAAAAUUCCUGGACUGAAUGAAAAUACAGGUGUUAUAGAAAACAGCAAGCAGGCAAAUGGCAUAGGGCAGAACCAGGACAAGAGUACUGCUCUCAAUGAUCUAUUCAACAAACUCAGGUUGUCUCGGACCGACAGGGCUUUUCAUAGUGACGAUAGCAUAGCAAUAUUACACUCAAAUCAGCAGACAGCCAAUGGCAUACCAAGUAUUCUGUCAAGUACAGCAGUAAACGAAGACGGGCGACGAGGAGGAGAAGACAGUAAUGGUGAUAUAAUCAAUGGAAACGUUCAGACAACGUUGAAUGAGCCACAGGACAGCAUUGAUGACGGCAUUCCACUUUCGCUUGCAGCACAUCAGUUAUCUAGACAGGAGGUGAAGACAUAUUUAAGGUGGUACGAUUAUAUUGAAAGCAGGAAAAGGAAGAGUAAAGGUAGCAAGAGCGUUACGGUGGAUGAUGUGUUUCAAUUUCUUAGUAACUUUGGCAUCGACGAAGAUGUCCGAAGCUCUCUACGGGUUAUGUUUGCAAGAUGGGCGUCGUCGUUGAGCAUUGGUCGGUUUUUUGCUUUACUCAGACUAUUGGCUCACGCUUUAAAUGGAGAUCCAAUUGUACGAUCAAUGAUUAGAGAGGCGUGCGGUGUUCCUAAGCCAGUGUCUAUUAUGGCACGUAAGAGGCAGGGUGAUGAAGAGGAUGAUGAUAUUGAUAACGAUAGCAGGGGCAAUAAUGGCAACGAGGAGACUGGAGAGCAAAGCAAGGAAUAUGAUUCCAAGUUGGAUUUGGACUCGUUUACUCAAUUUAUAUUGACCGGAGAGAGACCAUCUCUUCCGGUGAUCAGUUAUGACAGUUAUCACGGCAAGAAAAAGCAUCAUUUGAGUAAGAAAGUGAAGUUUAGUGAUGAGGUUAUAUGCCAGCCGGCACCUCAGUAUGAAAGGAGACAGGGAGCGGCAAUAAUCGCUGAUGAACAGACAGAUAGAACUGAGAAUAACUCUAUGAACUACCAAUUGCCAAUGGAAACGCUAUUAAAGAGGCUUCAAAAGCAGAAGGAUGAUCUCAACUCGAGCAGUGUGGAUGAUGAAGAUCUAAAGGAGAUGGAAAAGUCCAUUGACCGAUUCAGAAAUGUGAAGGUAGAUAGUAUGUUGAUUGGAGGAGUUUCAGCAACUGUUCCGAGCAUUGCAGUUGAUGCGGGUGAUGGCUCGGUACCUAUUAUGCAGCCUUUGGCACCUAAUCUGACCGGUAGUGUCUCGAAAUCGAUGCGCACUAGAGUUACGCCGCAAUUUUCACAACCCGAACAGCUUUUACCGGGCACAGAUCGAGCUUAUCAGUUUUUGGAAUCGGCAUUAACAGGAAAAAAUGAUACAGAGCCGUUUAUAAGCCCCUCCAUAAGGCCUUCCAUUAGGCCCUCCACAAGGCCCUCUGUUAGUACUAGACUAUCACCUCCACCUCCUCCUCCUCCAAGAAGAAUGUCGUCUCCGCCUCAACCAGUCAGUUUGUCAGUUCCACAACCUCAAUUACGGCGUCCAUCGUCUCCCUCACUACCUCCGAAACCAUUACUCAACGCACAACAAAGACAACAAUUCAUAUCUACCGUCAACGGAGCACCACAGAUUCCACAGUCGGUGCGGAUGCCUCAGCUACCUUAUAUGAACUCUAGCGACAAUCUCAAACCUCAAUUACAAUCCAUACAGGGCCAGUUAAUGCAGAGUUUUCAGCCUCAAGUACAGUUCAAUAGCCAGGGUGAUGGCUUUAACUUCGCAUCACAGAGAUCACAAAGCUUUCAGGGUCCACAGAGUCUACAGGUUCCACACGGUUUACAGGUUCCACAGGGUCCACAUGAUCUCCCGAACAGACGAAGCUCUCUGAAUUCUUCUGGAAUUAUGGGGCCUCGGGUUUCACAAAACGGGAAUACAAACGGAAUGUGGCAGUGA
Molecule: messenger RNA, 1950 nt
Organism: Brettanomyces nanus
Lineage: Eukaryota; Fungi; Ascomycota; Pichiomycetes; Pichiales; Pichiaceae
Exons: 1
Coding region: 1-1950 (649 amino acids)
Source: RefSeq, a predicted model, not a curated record